Molecule: messenger RNA, 381 nt
Organism: Lachancea dasiensis
Lineage: Eukaryota; Fungi; Ascomycota; Saccharomycetes; Saccharomycetales; Saccharomycetaceae
Source: the annotation of a GenBank genome assembly
AUGUCUUGGCAAGCAUACACUGAUAACCUUCUUGCUACUGGUAAGAUUGAUAAAGCUGCAAUUUACUCCAGAGCAGGUGACUCUGUAUGGGCUGCUUCUGGUGGAUUGAGCUUACCAACUAACGAAAUCUCCGAAAUUGCGCAAGGUUUCGACAAUGCUUCUGGUCUACAAAGCGUAGGUUUGCACGUUCAUGGUCAAAAAUACAUGGUGAUCAAAGCCGACGAUAGAAGUAUCUGGGGGAGACAUGAGGCAGAAGGUGUGGUGUGUGUGCGCACCAAACAGACUAUCUUGGUGACACAUUACCCACCUGGAAUCCAGGCCGGCGAAGCUACCAAGAUUGUCGAACAACUGGCAGACUACUUGAUCAGCGUCUCGUACUGA